This is a messenger RNA of Megalobrama amblycephala (Wuchang bream), 5286 nucleotides long. It is a transcript of the gene ptpn4a, whose product is annotated as protein tyrosine phosphatase non-receptor type 4a. Gene Ontology annotation, molecular function: protein tyrosine phosphatase activity; cytoskeletal protein binding. Gene Ontology annotation, biological process: protein dephosphorylation. Gene Ontology annotation, cellular component: cytoplasm; cytoplasmic side of plasma membrane; cytoskeleton. Lineage: Eukaryota; Metazoa; Chordata; Actinopteri; Cypriniformes; Xenocyprididae. Bases 409 to 3216 code for a protein of 935 amino acids. The record is from RefSeq and is a predicted model, not a curated record. The transcript has 27 exons.
UAACACUCAGCACUGCUGCUGCUGCUUCUGCGGCUCCUACAAUGUAACAGCACCGUGAACUGAGACACAACUGAAAAAAGUCAGCGAUCCUGAUGAGCCGACCUCCGGAGUGGGAAAUGCGUUUUUAUUCUCCUACGAGUUCCCUUCCACCGCCCUAGUGGUCCGUUGACUGGAUUGUAAAGUGUCGUCGCUGACUGGCUUUACAGGAUUGAGUUUAUGUGGAUUAUUGGAACCGGAGGCCCCGUUGAGUUGAAUGUGUGUGCUGGGCUGGAGCGGGUCAGUAUGAGGCUGCUGCUGCUGCUCUGAGCGGGCUCUCCGCUCCUCCGCCUUGGGUCUCUAACGAAAUAACCUUUACUUAUAAAACUGGACACCCCUGGAGCAGUUUAUGACGACUCUGGUUGGACCGUAAUGACCACACGCUUCCGGUUGCCUGCAGGCAGAUCCUACAAUGUCCGGGCGACGGAGCUGGCACGCGACAGGCAGCGCACCGAGGUGGUCUGCAACGUUCUUCUUUUGGAUAACACUGUCCAGCCUUUCAAAGUCAAUAAACACGAUCAAGGACAGAUCCUACUGGACGCUGUCUUCAAGCACCUGGAGCUGACCGAGAAAGACUAUUUUGGGUUGCACCUGGCCGACGACUCCUCUGAUAGCCCGAGGUGGCUGGAUCCAAAUAAACCCAUAAGGAAGCAAUUAAAAAGGGGCUCCCCACAUCAUCUGAACUUCCGGGUGAAAUUUUUUGUGAGUGACCCCAACAAACUUCAGGAAGAAUACACACGGUACCUGUAUUUUCUACAGAUUAAGCAGGACAUACUCAGUGGAAGACUGCCCUGUCCGCACAAUACUGCCGCACUCCUGGCAUCAUAUGCUGUUCAGUCUGAGCUGGGUGAUUACAGUGAGGCCGAGAAUUUGUCAGGAUACCUGUCUGAGUUCUGCUUCAUCCCCAACCAGCCUCAGGGCUUUGAAAAAGAUGUCACCAAACAUCACCAGCAACACAAGCCUGGACACAGUGGACUUAACCCAGCACAGUCUGAAUUCAAUUAUCUGAACACGGCACGAACGUUGGAACUCUAUGGAGUGGAACUGCACUAUGCAAGGGAUCAAAGCAACACAGAGAUUUUCAUGGGCUUGAUAUCAACUGGCAUUGCCAUCUACAAGAACAGGGUACGAAUCAACUACUUUCCAUGGUUGAAGAUCGUGAAAAUAUCUUUUAAAUGCAAACAGUUUUUCAUCCAGAUAAGAAAAGAGGCACACGAGACAAGAGAUACAUUGCUAGGUUUCAACAUGGUAAACUGUAGGGCCUGUAAAAAUCUCUGGAAGGCCUGUGUUGAACACCACACCUUCUUCCGGCUAGAUCGGCCCGUUCCUCCACAGAAGAACUUCUUUGCGCACUACUUCAGUUUGGGCUCCAAGUUCCGUUACUGCGGGAGGACUGAAGCACAAUCUGUUCAGUAUGGCAAGGAGAAGGGAAUCAAGGACAGAGUGUUUGCAAGAUCUCCCAGCAAGCCCCUGGACAGAAAGUUGAUGGGUGUGACAGACUGGGAAGCAGUGAGCAGGAACUCACUGUCUGAUGAGAGGCUGGAGACCCGUAGCCUUCCCACCCGCUCCCCCCCUGGGACGCCCAACCAUAGGAACUCCUUAUUUGUGCAUUGUGAGGGUCCCCGGCUACGGCCCUCUUCUAUGGGUCACCUGGUGGACCAUGUCAUCCACGCCUCCCCCAGCCUUCCUGUUUUCUCCAAUCACAAAUCAGCUUCCUCUACACAAGCUAACAGCAUCAGCCUGGAGUCUACGCCGUCUCCGGAAGGUGUUGAAGGCCCGCCCCCUGCCCUCCCUCCCAAACAGUCCCGGAAGAACCUGAGCCAGCUUAUACUGUCCCACUCCCAACAGGAGUUGGACAACCACAUCAACGAAAUGUACGAUGUCCCCAUAGCAACAGACAAGACCAUGCCCAAUGGAGUCAUUCCUCAUGACAACCUUGUCCUGAUUAAAAUGAAACCGGAUGAGAAUGGGAGAUUUGGGUUUAAUGUGAAGGGUGGCUCUGAUCAGAAGAUGCCCAUUAUUGUGUCUCGAGUAGCGCCUGGAACAUCGGCUGAUUUGUGUGUGCCUCGACUGAACGAGGGCGAUCAGGUUGUACUGAUCAACGGUAGAGAUAUUGCAGAGCACACACAUGAUCAGGUGGUCAUGUUCAUCAAGGCCAGCUGUGAGAGCCAUUCGGGGGAGCUCAUCCUGUUGGUGCGGCCCAAUGCUAUCUAUGAUGUAGUUGAGGAGAAACUGGAGACGGAGCCGGAUUUUCAGUACAUCCCAGAGAAAUCUCCCACAGACCCAUCACACCUAGACCAGGAUGCCUGGAGGGACUCAAUGCUGCAGUUAAAGGAGGGUCUCAACAAUGCUACUAUACUAGCCCAGUUUGAUCAACUGUAUCGGAAAAGACCUGGAAUGACAAUGUCAUGUGCCAAAUUACCUCAGAAUAUUUCCAAAAACCGCUACAGAGACAUCUCACCGUAUGAUGCUACUAGAGUCAUCUUGAAAGGCACAGAUGACUACAUCAAUGCAAAUUACAUCAAUAUGGAAAUCCCUGCCUCCCGUCUCAUAAACCGCUAUAUCGCCUGCCAGGGGCCGCUGCCCAACACAUGCCCGGAUUUCUGGCAGAUGACGUGGGAGCAGGGCUCCUCUAUGGUAGUCAUGCUUACUACUCAGGUUGAACGAGGACGUGUAAAGUGCCAUCAGUACUGGCCGAACCCCUCAGGUAGCGCUACAUAUGGUGGCUUUCAGGUUUCCUGCCAGACUGAGGAGGGAAACUCUGCUUUCUUGGUUAGAGAAAUGACUCUUAAUCACAUUGAGAGUGGGGAGAGCAGGGAGUUGACCCAAAUCCAGUACCUGGCAUGGCCUGAUCAUGGUGUACCAGAUGACUCAACGGACUUCCUGGAUUUCGUGGCUCUGGUCCGCAAUAAACGAGCUGGGAAGGAUGAGCCCGUUGUGGUCCACUGCAGCGCUGGGAUUGGCCGGACGGGAGUUCUCAUCACCAUGGAGACGGCAAUGUGUCUGAUGGAGUGCAGUCAGCCAGUGUAUCCAUUAGACAUUGUGAGAACCAUGCGGGAUCAGAGGGCCAUGAUGAUUCAGACGCCUAGCCAGUUCAAGUUUGUGUGCGAGGCCAUACUGAAGGUUUACGAGGAGGGCCUGGUGAAACCGCUCAAGUCCAUUCUGCACGAAUCCAACUAAUGCAAUGCCAGCUUUUCCCGAAAAUGAUGCUGGAAUUCACUGACAGGAUCUUCUCCACGUGAUGAUAUCGCAGCUUCGCGACAGAGCGAUGGAGAAGCAUCUCGAGCCAGGAACACAGGACAUAAACAAAGCACUGCUGCACUUUACGCUGGCAAAGAGACUAUAUGCCAGGCUUUAAUGAGGAGAGAAAGAAAGGACAAAAAAAUCUAACAAAGGUGAAUUAGGUACAUGAUGGGACUUUGAGUGUUCAGGGUUUUGACAAAUAUAUAUGUUAAUAAUGAAUAUAGUAAAGAGAUUGCUGGUGCCAUAAGUAAGUGUGUGAGGGCAGGCCCGUGAAUGAAUGAGUGUUUUUAUAUGUGGUCACCUAUUAUUUGGAGACAAACAACACCCACAAAUCAAUUCACAUCCAGGCCUGUGCUGCAGAUGAACAUUUGUAUUUUUAUUAGGAAUAUUUAUUGUUUUACUUACAAAUUUUGAGCCCUGCUCAUGCAACUUAACUAACUACUAACAAAUCAAAAUUCAUAUUUCUUAUAUUUUUUCUGUUUGCUGUUCUCCUUCUUUGGCACAGGGUGAAAAUAGUUUUAUUUAUUUUGCUGUCAAACUAAAAUGCUGUCAACAAGGACUUUAAAGCACUCUGCAUUACAGCUGUGAUGCAAAAUAUCAGUUCAGUCUCUCAAUGCAGAUGUUAAAGGAAUAGUUCAUCCAAAAAUGAAAAUAUUUUAAGUAUUUACUCACCCUUGUGUCUUUCCAAUACCAUAUGUUCUUUCAUCAACAGAUGUUUUGAGAAAUGUUCAUGCUGCUCAUUUUCAUACAAUGAAAGCCUACAAGAAAAAAACAAACAAAAAAACACCAUAAUAUUGACUAUAUUCCAAAUCUUCUUAAGCCAAAUAAUAGCUUUGUGUGAGGAAAAGACUAAAAGAAUAAACUGUUGAAUAUUAAAUUCAGGACCACAAACCAACCAGAAAUUCACUUUGAAAAUGAAAUUGAUUCUUUUUCUUUUUUAAAUUGCUGUUGUUUUGUUGUAAGAAGAAUGCCAUUCAGAAAUUUGAUCUGUCCAGAAGUAAACAUUCCCUCAAAAUGAACUACAUUAUCAUUUAAAAUCAGAUAUUCAAUUAAAGGGUUUAGUAUCCCUUUUAGGUGAUGUAAUAUCUAUGUGUUGCGAAUAAGAACUGCUUUUUUUUGUUGUUGUUGCUAAAUCUGAACGUUACACACCACAGUGUGUCAAAUGCAGUACUGUGUUGGGGGAUCAGAUUGGAGUUUGUUUAUGGUUGACCUGUUUAUUUCUUGUUGCAGACUGCUCAUGCAGAAUAUCUCGCCAACAUUAGCAAGCUAAGAGUGUGUCCAGUAUGUGUGUUGUUAUUACUGUAUGUUUCUGCUGUCUGUAUGUGUGUAAGUGUGUUUUAUAAUACUGUUAGUGUGAAUGUAAUAACCCAAAUCACAUGUUCAGGUUUGAUCUCUAGGCCUGGUUCAACACAUUAGAGCUGGUGCCUGGCUCAGACUGUAUGAUUUUAUUUAGUUUAUUUAAUUAAGCCCUAGUUUUAUGACCAGUCUUAUGUUUAGAAUCCAUCAAAUCCAACAUCGGCAUUGAUUUUGACAAAAUUGCAUUGGCUUCUCAUGCUAAGAUGUUGCUGUCUGAGAUGUCUGCAAAUUAAAUGUGUGACCCAUUGCCCAGUUUCACAGGCUGUCUCUAGUUGAACGCAGAGUUGUCCAUACCUGUACUCUUUGUAAGGUACUAUCUACUUUUACAGUCAAUCAUAUGCCAUUUCUCUGUGGUCAUGCUUGCUGGAGAACCUUGGUUUUAGGACCAAAUAAUUCCCUUCUAUGCUCAACAGGUUACAGGUUUUACCAAAAGACAUUUAAAACAGGAAUACGACAUGCAAUUUCGGAGAAACUACACGCCUCCUGUCUUGUGGGAAAGACAGCACUUUUUCAACAAAGAUGUACUAUUGUAGACUGGCGUUAACGUUUAUUUGCUGCAAGGUCAAGUUGUGCCACUUGUCCAUUUUUAUGAAAAUAUUAUAAAGUGUACAUACAAUGUUGUAUAUUAAAAAGAAAGUCUUUAAAAUAAAA